Camelina sativa (false flax) is the source of this 4533-nucleotide messenger RNA. NCBI's taxonomy places the organism in Eukaryota, Viridiplantae, Streptophyta, Magnoliopsida, Brassicales, Brassicaceae. The record is from RefSeq and is a predicted model, not a curated record.
AUGGACCAGAUCUACGAUGACAGUUUUAGUGAUAGUGAAACUGGAGAAGAACAAGGCUACUAUAUUAGUACAACUGACGAUGAAACUGAACAGUACCCUGAUGACGAAACUGAAAUUUCAAACAAUGCUAAUAUAGAAAUCCAGAAAGCUACAGAACAAUUCACUGAUGUAUCACAGCAAAUCGCCAGAAGUGAAGAACAUGUAAAAUUCAUGGCAAAAGUGGAUCAAAUGUUGCAGAAAAUAAGAGAAAAAGAAUCAGCUGAUCAGAACAUCCUUCAACCAAAGAGAAGAGGUCGACCACGUUUGCAAAAAAAAUUAAACGGUGAAACAUCAAAUUCUAAGAAAUCAGAUUAUCUUGACCACGGUGAUGCUACAUACAAGUGUAAGUAUUGUGGUGCCUUCAUGUGGUAUGAUGAGCGUAUAAACAAAAGUAGGAACCAAAAAUACCCAACAUUCACACUAUGUUGUGGUCAAGGAAGUGUGAAAUUACCCUUUCUAAAAGAAUCUCCAGACCUUAUCAAGAAAUUGCUCAAAGGGAAUGAUGCAAUGAGCAUAAACUACAGAGAAAAUAUUAGAACCUUUAAUAUGAUUUUUGCCAUGACUUCUCUUGGUGGAAAGGUGGACCAAUCUAUGCCAAAAGGGAAAGGUCCUAACAUGUUUCGAUUGCAAGGAGGCAACUAUCAUUUGAUUGGCAGUUUAAAACCGGAUGAGGGUGACUAUGCUAAGUAUUCACAACUAUAUAUAGUUGAUACUGAAAACGAAGUAGAUAACAGAGCUACUGUAAUCAAAAAGGGAAAAAAUACAAAGGCAGCCGCAGGGAAGCAAAAACUUAAUAAAGAAGUCAUCGAAGCUCUAAUGAAAAUGCUAAAUGAUGUAAACCCUUAUGUCAAUAUUUUCAGAUGCGCUAGAGAGAGGUUUCAAUCAGCUACUGAUGAGCCAUUUCACAUGCGUAUUGUAGCUGACCGAAAAGGCGUUGAUGGGAGGAUAUACAGUAUGCCUACAACAUCAGAGGUAGCAGCUUUAAUACCUGGGGAUUUUAAAAAACAAAUGCCUGACCGUGAUAUAGUCAUUCAAGAGAAGAGUACUGGUCACUUGCAGAGGAUUAGCCAAAUUCAUAUCUCCUAUUUAGCUCUACAAUAUCCUCUCAUUCUAUGCUAUGGUGAGGAUGGUUUCAGGCCUGGUAUUGAGAAAUGUUUUCAGAAAGCCAACAAGAAGAAGAAGAAAUGUAUUAGCAUGAGACAGUGGUUCGCAUUCAGGAUUCAAGAGAGGGAAAAUGAGUCUCAUACAUUGUUGCAUUCUAAGAGGUUGUUUCAGCAGUUUCUUUGUGAUUCUUACACAACUAUCGAAUCAAACAGAUUAUCUUACAUCAAGUUUAAUCAGUCCAAACUAAGAUGCGAGAACUACAGCUCCAUUAAAGAGGCAGCUGCAGCUGGAACAACUACUAUGGGUGAAGAAGGUAAUCAAAUUAAUAUACCUUCUUCUUUCACCGGUGGACCUCGGUAUAUGAUUCAAAGCUACUAUGAUGCAAUGGCAAUCUGUAAACAUUACGGAUUUCCUGACCUAUUCAUCACCUUCACAUGCAAUCCUAAGUGGCCAGAGAUAACAAGAUAUUGCCAAUCAAGAGGUCUAACUGCUGAUGAUAGACCGGAUAUUAUUGCAAGGAUAUUCAAAAUCAAGUUGGAUUCUUUAAUGACAGAUUUGACAAAAAGGAAUAUGCUAGGGAAGACAGUUGCGUCUAUGUAUACUGUCGAAUUUCAAAAGAGAGGAUUACCACAUGCUCACAUUCUCUUAUUCAUGGCUCCUCAAAGUAAGCUACCAACGGCUGACGACAUUGAUAAGAUCAUUUCUGCAGAAAUUCCAGAUAAAGAAAAAGAGCCAGAGCUCUAUGAAAUUGUAAAAAAUUCAAUGAUUCAUGGUCCAUGUGGUUCAGCAAACAGGAAUUCUCCGUGUAUGGUUGAUGGAACAUGUUCAAAGAACUACCCAAAAAAACAUCAAGCUAUUACAAAGGUUGGUGGUGAUGGUUAUCCUGUUUAUAGAAGGAGGAUAACAGAAGACUACAUUGAGAAGGGUGGUAUAAAAUGUGAUAAUAGGUAUGUUGUGCCUUAUAAUAAGAAGCUCUCUCUUCAUUAUCAAGCUCAUAUCAAUGUGGAAUGGUGUAAUCAGAAUGGUUCUAUUAAAUACUUAUUUAAGUAUAUCAACAAAGGCCCAGAUCGUGUUACUGUCAUUGUUGAGCCUGUAGAUCAGUCUAAAACAAAUGACACUGUCACUUCUGGCGAAUCACCAAAUACCACUGAGAAAAAGAAGAAUGAAAUCAAAGAUUGGUUUGAUUGCAGAUAUGUAUCUGCUUCAGAGGCAAUUUGGAGGAUUUUCAAGUUUCCACUUCAAAAUAGAUCUACAGCAGUUCAGAGACUGUCUUUUCAUGUAGAAGGGAAGCAACCUGCUUAUUUUGAUGGGAAGGCUCAUAUUAAUGAUGUUCUGGAACGUAUUCUUAAUCAAGAUUCUAUGUUCAUGGCUUCGUUGACUUUGAAUAGGAUUAAUGCUGUUGGAAAGAAUGGGAAGCGAGCUAGAGAGCUUCUAUAUGCUCAAAUUCCAGCAUAUUUUAUUUGGGAUGGAAAGAAUAAGCAGUUUAAGAAGAGAUCAAAAGGUUUUUCAUUGGGUCGUAUUAACUACAUACCUAGAAAAAUGGAAGAUGAAUACUAUCUGAGGGUGCUUCUUAACAUUGUCAGAGGACCAACCUAUGAUGAUCAAGUUUUCAUUGAUGGUUUGAUUGAAGCAAGUCAGUAUUGUUUUGGGGAUUACUUGAGGAAUUUUUUUGCUAUGCUUCUUCUAUCGGAUUCUCUUGCUAGACCGGAACAUGUAUGGUCUCAGACAUGGCACCUUUUAUCCGAGGAUAUAGAAACAAAAAAGAGAGAACAGUACAACAAUCCAGAGUUGACUCUGACAGAAGCUCAAAUUAUAAACUACACUCUUCAAGAAAUAGAGAUGAUUAUGUUGUUUAAUGGUGGAACUCUCCAAGACAUUGCGCAUUUCCCUCAACCAUCACGCGAAGAUAUUGAUAAUUCAAACCGGUUAAUUGUUGAUGAGAUGAGAUAUAACCGUGAGUUUUUGGCAGAAAAACAUGCUGAAUGGAUAAAAAUGCUAACGAUUGAGCAGAGAAGCAUAUACGAUGAGAUCACAGGAGCUGUAUUCAAUGAUUUAGGUGGUGUGUUUUUUGUUUAUGGCUUUGGAGGAACAGGCAAAACAUUUGUGUGGAAAACACUAGCAGCCGCUGUUAGAUCAAGAGGACAGAUUGUUCUUAAUGUUGCCUCCAGUGGCAUCGCCUCUUUGUUGUUAGAAGGAGGUAGGACUGCUCAUUCAAGGUUUGCAAUUCCUUUGAAUCCUGACGAAUUUUCAGUUUGCAAAAUCAAGCCUAAAUCAGAUCUAGCAAACUUGAUCAAAGAAGCAUCACUUAUUAUCUGGGAUGAAGCUCCAAUGAUGAGCAAGUUCUGUUUUGAAUCUUUAGACAAAAGCUUUUCUGAUAUUAUCAGAAACAGAGAUAACAAGGUAUUUGGUGGAAAGGUGGUUGUUUUUGGAGGUGAUUUCAGACAAGUUCUUCCAGUAAUAAAUGGAGCAGGGAGGGCAGAAAUUGUUAUGUCAUCACUUAAUGCUUCGUAUCUUUGGGAUCACUGCAAGGUCCUAAAGUUGACUAAAAACAUGCGACUAUGUGCAGACAAUAUAAGUGUGGAUGAAGCUAAAGAAAUUCAAGAAUUUUCAGAUUGGUUAUUGGCUGUUGGUGAUGGUAGGAUUAAUGAGCCUAAUGAUGGUGAAGCUCUAAUCGAUAUCCCGGAAGAAUUGUUGAUUGAAGAAGCAGAAAAUCCAGUAGCAGCAAUUUGUAAGGAAAUUUAUGGAGAUCCAACAGAAAUGCACAAAGAAAAUGAUGCUAAAUUCUUUCAAAAGAGAGCUAUUUUAGCACCCACCAAUGAUGAUGUCAACACAAUUAACCAGUUUAUGCUAGAGCAUUUGCAAGGGGAAGAAAGGAUCUACCUAAAUGCUGAUAGUAUAGAUCCUACAGAUUCAGAUUCACUGAACAAUCCAGUCAUCACUCCAGAUUUCUUAAACAGUAUCAAGCUAUCAGGUUUGCCACACCAUGCUUUACGUUUGAAAAUUGGUGCGCCGGUUAUGUUGCUUAGGAAUAUUGAUCCAAAAGGUGGGCUGUGUAAUGGUACUAGGCUCCAGAUUACUCAACUAGCUAAUCACAUUGUAGAAGCUAGAGUAAUAACAGGUGACAGAAGUGGUGAGAUAGUUUUAAUCCCUAAGAUAAAUCUAACACCUACAGAUGCUAAACUUCCAUUCAAGAUGCGUAGAAGACAGUUUCCACUAUCUGUUGCAUUUGCUAUGACCAUCAAUAAGAGUCAGGGACAGUCUCUCGAGAAAGUAGGACUUUACUUGCCUAAACCUGUGUUCUCUCAUGGCCACCUUUAUGUGGCAUUGUCUAGGGUGACAUCAAAAAAAGGUGCCUCAUUAUCACUAAGGCCACUGAUUCGAGACCCUUGA